Messenger RNA from Salarias fasciatus (jewelled blenny), 806 nucleotides. It is a transcript of the gene tmem230b, whose product is annotated as transmembrane protein 230b. The record is from RefSeq and is a predicted model, not a curated record. Lineage: Eukaryota; Metazoa; Chordata; Actinopteri; Blenniiformes; Blenniidae. The coding region runs from base 225 to 584 and encodes 119 amino acids. Gene Ontology annotation, biological process: synaptic vesicle transport. The transcript is spliced from 3 exons. Gene Ontology annotation, cellular component: synaptic vesicle; endomembrane system.
AUUGAAAACACGGAAGUGCGCUGAUCGGUAAACAGACGCCACUGCGCUAUAAUCUCCUCUGAAACUGUCAAGAGAUCUCUCAUCUAUCAGCAACCGGGGGUGAUAUCUUUACACGCAGCUCCUAAGUGAUGAAAAAUAGCCUCGUCGUCCAUGUUUCAGUAGCUUAGCAGGAAACAAACUAUUUUAGGCUCCAUUAUCGUCCUAUCUUCGGCUGCAGAGGAAAGAUGCCUGCACGGAGCGUGGUUUCUGAUGGACUGCCCCACAGCAAAGUGAGGUACUCCAGGUUGGCCACGGAUGAUGACGGAUACAUUGAUUUACAGUUCAAAAAGAGCCCACCCAAAGUUCCGUACAAAGCCAUAGCACUCGCCACAGUCCUCUUCCUAAUUGGCUCGCUGUUGAUCAUCAUCGGCUCCCUUCUGCUGGCUGGAUACUUUGGUGUUCAACACUCAGACCGCACUGUGCCCGUCCUCAUCAUCGGGAUCCUCGUCUUCCUGCCUGGAAUUUACCACCUACGGAUAGCCUACUACGCAUCAAAGGGCUACCCGGGGUACUCCUAUGAUGAUAUCCCAGACUUUGAUGACUGACUGUAGCUGCAGCUUUUGUCUUGCUGUCCUGACAUAUGUUCAGCGUGCACUGCAUUGCUCGUGCUGAGUUCAAGGGUAUGACACCUUGAAGAAGAUGAGUCUGAAUUGAUAUAAAUAACCAUGUCUCUGCCACUGCUAUCAAGCCUGAUCAAUCCAGAUGCUAUUUGAGUUGUUGACUUGUUUUAUUAGAUUGAUCAUUUAAUAAAACACAUUUUAUUAGUU